UUGUAUUAUAUUCUUUAACCGCUCCAAAACUUGAAGUCUUGGCAUUAAGAAAACUUGAAUUCAACGGAUAGAUAACACUGGAUGAAGUAAUGUUUAAAAAAGCUCACUCAACGAUCGCUUGAUAAGCUAAGCCAAAUCAGUCUCUUCUAAGCACUUUCUUUGAACAGUUGAUCAAAUGGCGGGUCUUCGCAUUGUAAAAUUUACUUGGCUCGCCAUUAUUUUUUAUCAUAACUUGAAUUUGAUAUUUGCUAAUUAUGUUUGCAAAGAAAAGGACUAUAUUGGCUACUGUCAAAAUUUUGGAUCAUGUGAAACUCUAAAGGACCGUAGCUUGACAUGGGAAAUGUUAGAUAACAAAGACUGUCGAAAAUCUGGUCUUAUUGGAAUGAUUAUUUGUUGCCCACGAAUGAAAUACGUGCGACGGCCUUCAAGAAUAACAACAACAUCAACUACAACAAAAAAAUAUAAUUUCUGGCCCCACAGUUAUGAAUACAAACCGCCCAAUAAUAGCCCCACUCAUGAUGACAGAAAUCACAAUGCUUUUCAUCAAAAGGACUUUCAUCCUUACGGCUUGUCAUUACUAAACCAGAAUUGCGGUAAAGUAAAUGACGUACGCGUGGCGCAUGCUGUAAACGCUGUUCUGGGAGAGUUCCCGUGGAUGGCAAUACUACUUGAUGCGCGAAUGGAACCUUUGUGCGGUGGGUCCGUAAUAACAGAUCGUUUUGUUUUGACUGCGGCACAUUGCAUUACGGACCAUUUGCAUCUUGUGCGUCUAGGCGAACAUAGAAGAUCAACUAAAGAGGAUUGCUUUGGUGGUAUUUGCCAGAGAUAUUUGGAUUUCGGCAUCGAUCCCCUACAAAGACCCGUCGUUCAUCCGGAGUUUGAGACCAAAAAUCACCGCAAAGAUAUAGCUUUGAUAAAGCUUAAUACGACGAUCAAUUUUGUAUCAUAUCCGCACAUUCAGCCAAUUUGCUUGUCAAUUAAAUCCAUAGAGCAUCAGUUAACACCGGGUGAUGAUUUAGUUUUAGCUGGAUGGGGACUAAAAGAAAACGAUCGCCCAGUUGAUACUCUUCAAAAAGGUAUGUUGAAACUGGAAACAUUGGAUCGUUGUAAGCAGGUGUACCCUCGUUUUACUAUCGACAACUCAAAGUUAUGUAUUCGUGCUAGCGCAUGGAAUUCGGUAUCUUGCAGAGGAGAUUCUGGAGGCCCUCUAUUUCGGAAAGCUAAAUAUCAAAGAUUCGGGUACAUACGCUAUCAUUACAUCCAAGUUGGGUUGGUAUCCUUGGGCUAUGGUAGAAAAUGUGGUGACUUAACGACAGAGCCUUUUAUGUAUGAAAACGUGACAGAUUCAUCAGUAUGGUUAACGCAUGCCCUAUAUAAUGCAUCAUAAGUAUUUACUCUGAAAAUGUUAUUAUAAAAAUUUAAUUAACUUAUGUAUGUACACCUAUAUCAAUAAAUAAAAACCAUCUAAGCAUGCAAAACAUUCAA
Molecule: messenger RNA, 1485 nt
Organism: Ceratitis capitata (Mediterranean fruit fly)
Lineage: Eukaryota; Metazoa; Arthropoda; Insecta; Diptera; Tephritidae
Product: serine protease 7
Exons: 7
Coding region: 176-1387 (403 amino acids)
Biological process (GO): proteolysis
Molecular function (GO): serine-type endopeptidase activity
Source: RefSeq, a predicted model, not a curated record